AUGGAGCACUGCGAGGGUGGGGACUUGCGGCACGCGAUCUCGCAGCGGGCCGCGACUGGAGAAUACUUCUCUGAGGAGCAGGUUCUGACGUGGAUCUCGCAAGUGACCCUCGCGCUGCAGUUCAUCCACCAGCACCAGGUUCUACACCGCGACCUGAAGUGUUCCAACAUCUUCCUGGACGGCAGUCGUGGCAGGUCGACGGUGAAGCUUGGCGAUUUUGGCAUCUGCCGUGUUUUGGAGGGGAGCACAGACAUUGCCAACACGCUCGUCGGCACCCCGUACUACAUGAGCCCAGAGGUGUGCUCGAACACGCCCUACAGCUACAAGUCUGACAUCUGGUCAUUGGGUUGCGUCCUCUACGAGCUCUGCGUGCUCAAGCACGCAUUCGAGCACGCGACGCUUCAGGGCCUGGUCUCCAGGAUCAAGUCGGGCGUGUACGAGCCGAUCCCGGCGUGCUACUCGGAGGGGCUGAACGAGCUCGUCGCGUCGCUCAUCACGCUCUCGACUGAGCAAAGGCCCUCGAUCGACGAGGUCUGCGCCUCGCCGUUGCUGAUGCCGUGGCUUGAGCGCCAGCACAAGGAACUGCCCGAACUGGCGGUCCUGGACCCCGAGGCGCGCGAGAGGAGCAAGCAGCACCGCCGCAGCAUCUCCCCUAAAGCCGACUGGAUGGAACGCCGAUUUUCAGGACAUGUCCCUGGUGGUCGCGUUCCGCAUGCUGCUCCACAUGGCCGAGUGCGGGCAGACUCCCGAGUCGGCCCUGCACCCGCUCGUGAGCGGGCCCACGAUGACGAGGGAGACCUGGAGGGGAGCGCUGCAGAAGUUCUGCCCGGGCCUGAGUCAGGUCGAGGUGAGCAUAUUCGAGUCCGCGCUGCCGCGGUGGGACGGCAAAGACAUCGCCCUCUCAGAUGUGGAGGCGAAGCUGGCUGA
This is a messenger RNA of Prorocentrum cordatum, 927 nucleotides long. The record is from the annotation of a GenBank genome assembly. Lineage: Eukaryota; Dinophyceae; Prorocentrales; Prorocentraceae.